CCGCUCACAUUUCCAGGAGAAGAAGAUGGGCCUUUGACUAGAGAGGAAGUCCCUGUGCCUAUCGCGAACCAACAAAGUAACGUUACCUCGAUAGAUUUAGUUACAAAUCGUUUGGACAUACUGUUGCGUGGCUGUGUUUUGUUCGACAUAUUUGAAAAUGAUCCUCACAGUGAAACCACUUCAAGGGAAAGAGUGCUGUGUACAGGUGACUGAAGAUGAAAAAGUCUCCACGGUGAAGGAACUUGUGUCUGAACGUCUCAACAUACCAGCAAACCAGCAGCGGCUACUCUACAAAGGGAAGGCGCUUGCAGACGAACACAGACUGAGUGAUUACUCCAUCGGGCCAGAGGCUAAAUUGAAUCUGGUAAUCCGUCCUGUCGGGGAGAGGACUGGGGCUUCGGGGAUGGUUGCCAGUAGUAGCAGCAGCAACAGCAGCGCACAGGCAGGAGUGUGGCAGACAGUGUCCACAGUACUCGCUAGACACUUCAGUCCAGCAGAUGCAGCAAAGGUCCAUGAGCAGCUCAUUAAGGACUAUGAACGCUCACUUCGGCAACUUAGCCUUGAUGAUAUUGAGCGCUUGGCAGGAAGACUGCUUCACCCAGAAGGAGAGGGCAUGGACACAUCAUACAUGGACUAAAGCGGCCUAGCUCAAGGCUGCUUUUUUUGAUUGUUUUUUUUUUUUUUUUUAUUAAAGAGGCGCUCAGUGCUGGAAAUGCACACAGUGUCAAGAGCGAGAAACCAUGGAAAAUACAAUAUGAGUUUUCUUGCAGAGAGCCCCUAGUGUGUGCCUAAUUGGUGACGGAGUGAACAUGAUGCUGAUUGUAGAUUAUUUCAGCAAUAGGGCUUUCUUAUCCACGUACAAAGGGCUUGGAUAAGAAAACAUGGACAAUUUGAAUUGGCCUCUAACACUGAUGGUGCAGUAAUGUCUCAAGACCCGAUCACAUAACAUCUGAAUACAAAGGAAUCCAUUUAUGCUGAUGCUUUCACAUGAUCUCUGGCUGCUACAAAUCCCAGGGGACACUAAAUUCUUCUGGAUGGUAUUUAUUACUAAUGUCUGUGCUGAAUGAUGACCGUUUCUUUUCUGUUAACGAUCUGUGAGAAGAUAAUACAUGUUGUAUCCUCUAACUUACUGAUGGGUGUUGUAUGAUUUGUAAAUAUGUUUAUACUUGCAGACAUUAAAACACAGGAAAAACA
Molecule: messenger RNA, 1194 nt
Organism: Mugil cephalus (flathead mullet)
Lineage: Eukaryota; Metazoa; Chordata; Actinopteri; Mugiliformes; Mugilidae
Gene: ubl4a
Product: ubiquitin like 4A
Exons: 4
Coding region: 158-637 (159 amino acids)
Biological process (GO): post-translational protein targeting to endoplasmic reticulum membrane
Molecular function (GO): protein binding
Source: RefSeq, a predicted model, not a curated record